This is a messenger RNA of Mytilinidion resinicola, 3088 nucleotides long. RefSeq lists its product as uncharacterized. The record is from RefSeq and is a predicted model, not a curated record. Gene Ontology annotation, biological process: mitotic DNA replication checkpoint signaling; activation of protein kinase activity; mitotic G2 DNA damage checkpoint signaling. NCBI's taxonomy places the organism in Eukaryota, Fungi, Ascomycota, Dothideomycetes, Mytilinidiales, Mytilinidiaceae. The coding region runs from base 262 to 2817 and encodes 851 amino acids. Gene Ontology annotation, molecular function: anaphase-promoting complex binding. The transcript is spliced from 3 exons.
GACCAUGAUAGCGACCAAGAACUUCCGGACCUCGGAGACAUUCUCUCCCAGCCAAAAAGACUAGACAAAGGCAAGGGACGCGCAGCUGACUCUCUACACAUUCCCUUCAAUCCCUUAGCGGCUCAGACCAAGAGACCUGUCAUCGCACGGAACGUUCGUGUAGUUCUGCCGAAGCAACUCACAUCAAAAGAGAUCGAUCUCGACUCCGAUGAGGAUCUCGAGGUUACCAAACCAAGGAGCCGAUUUCCCGUAUUUGAUCGAAUGCCGAAGGAACAACAUAAGGAUUCGAGAGCACUAAUCACCCAACGAGUCUUAGCCAAUCUCACGUCACCCGGAAAGCAAGGACCGAAGGGCCGUAUCUCGAUAAACCCUUCCGGUCUUCAAGCAAAAUUGCAGCGUCUUGCACGUCAACAGGCUCUGAAGGAGCGAGACGAACGCUUAGCCGAACUCAAAGCUCAGGGGAAAGUCUUUCAAACGGAGGAGGAAAUUGAGAGAGAGCAGCUCCAAAUGGACAGCAUGCUGGAAAAGGCUCGAGAGCAUGAUGCGAAGCUUGCGAAGAAGGAGAAAGCUGAUGCAAAGAAAGACGGCCAGGGUGGUGAUAUGCUGGACAGCGAUGACGAGGACGAUGAAGAUUGGGAAGGAAGUGGGAAGGAAGAGGUUGGCGACGAAGACAUGGAGAAGCAGGUUGAAGAGGAUCUUGAAUUAUCGGGGUCAGAAGAUGAAGAGAUGGCAAUUGAAGAUGAGGAUGAAGAGGGUGACGAAGACGCAAAUGAUGAAGAGGCAAGCAAGGACGCUGAGGUUACUGACUUGUUUGACCGGGAAGCCGGUGAGGACAAUGAGUCUGAGCACGAGGAACUAGACGCUGAUGGCGAGGCGUCGGACGAAGAUGCAAUCUCUGCGCCUCAUCGACAGCGUGCGAAGAAGCGGUCAAGAAAGGUCAUUGUCGAAGACGACGAAGAAAGUGAUGUUGAAUCUCCGCAGAAAGCUAUGCCUUCGCAAUCUACCUCCGAUGAUGGCAUGGCCGCGUUUGGUUUCGACAUGGACAACACCACUUCUCUAGGGCUCACCCAGAUGUUUGCCGGAACAAUGGCGAAUCUCCAAUCUCAACCGCAGCCCAACGAAUCUCUUGGUCAAGAUACCCAAAAAGACUCGCUAGUUUUCUUCCGAUCCAUUCCUAUCACCCAGCCUAAUUUCGACGAGGCGAUGCCAGAUGCUCCUCCCGACCUGCUUGUCCCGAACAGUCAAGCCAUCGGAAAUUCCCAGACCGAUCCAGGCCGGAACCAGCACCAGAUCGCUUCUCAAGAACAGCCGUCUGAUACCCAGCUUUCCGAGGUUCCCGAACCUACUCAAGACGUAGGCUUCGAGCUGUCUAGGCUACCUGCAGGGCUUGUUCCGCCCGCGUCGACAAUAGAUACCGUGAUCAUGCCAGUACCAGAAUCACCAAUCAUCAAGAAGAAAGGAAAACUCCAUCAACGGGCAGCUGCAAGGACAGCGCUCUCCGACGUUGACGAAGAUCUCGCUAUGCCAUCUGCUAAUUCGGAUGGUCUUGACAGGUCUGACGAUGCUUUCGAAGUUCUGAAGAAAGCGGCCAAGAAAUCUGCUGCCAUCCAAGACUUUGAUCGGAAGACGAGCGAGGCAAAGAAGAUGUUUGAGGAGCAAGCCGAGGAAUCAGAGGAUGAAUACGCUGGACUAGGCGGUCAGAGCGAUGACGAGAGUGGUGGGGAGCAGGACGAGGAGGUUGCGAAGAUGAUUGAUGAGGGUGAGGUCAAUGUAGAUGAGAGGAAGAUUGCUGCAUUCUUUGCAGAGAAAUCACGGGCCGACGAUGAAAAGGUCAUUGACAAGUUGUACAAAGACGUUCAUAACGGAGGUCUGAGGCGCAAACGCGGUAAUGACUUCGAUCUAUCCGAUGCAGAGGAUGAAGAAGAGGAGCGGCGCAGAAGGAGGCAGCUAGAGUACAAGAGGAUGAAACAGGCACUUUAUGCUGACGAGAAGGUCGGAGCAAUAGCACAAAACCCAAAGAAAGCAGCAUUCCUACGCGCUCUCGAGGACUUCGACGACGAUGCUGAUAAUGAUUACCUUCUCGAUGGUCCUGACUUCGAAAUCGAAGUUGAUGCAUCACAGUCUGCCGAAGCUGUUUCUAUUCCAGAUUCUCAGCAGGCCGAGGAGGCGAAUAAUACUGCCGCGCCGACCAACCCACUGAAGCGCAAGCACGCCCCUACUGAUUCUCAAGAGAAAGAAAACCGCCCUCCGCCUCACCUGCGCCGCACUGGGGCUGUCGAUGAUGCCCGCAAGCCUACCUCUCUUGCCGACAUCCGCGAAUCCGUCUCCUUCCUAAUCGACGAACCCCAUUCUAUCCCCGAAUCCCAGUUCUCAGCCUCCGAGAGCGAAGGCGAGGAAGACACAACCCAGGAUACCCGCACCUCCCGCCCCAUCAUCGACCGCCUCACACUUUCCCGUAGCAACUCCGCCGCCGAAGCCACCUCAGGCGCCAUGGCCUUCCACGCACCCGCCACCGGCUCCCAUCCUGGUUUCCGCGUUCCAAGCCUGAUCCGCCGUGCUGCAUCCAAUCUCUCCGCCAAGAGCUCGACCCUGAGCUCCACCACUAGCUCCGGUGCUUCAACCCCGGUUGAAGCCCCUCAGGGCGUCCGCCGUGGCGGGAGUGGUAAGUCGAAUAUCCAUUACCAAGCAAGGGAAGCGGAGAGGCGUGCCGCGCUGGAGAAGUCAGAUAAGCGUAGACGCGAGAGUAUCAGGAAGAAGGCGGUGAAGGGGCGGAGAGGGCUUAGUGCACUUGCCGGCCUAGAUUCUGGGUUUGAGUAGACUGUGAUGGGUUGGGAGAUGGCGUUCUUUGAUAUCCUGGGGGUGUUUUGGGUAGGUGGUAUUGGGUGGAGUUUAGGUAGUCUGUCAAGAUGAAUGGACGAGUAUUUCUGAUUUACCACUUGCGGUUUUGAGAUUGUGAUUGUGAGGCCGAAGUGAUGGGGCUGAAUUGAGGUUGGUGCUUUUGGUAAUUGUGUUGGUGUUUUGGUUAAACGGUGCUGGGGUGAAUUCAUGGCGCAGAUACUCUGUCAAUAUGAAUAGAUAGGUAUUCACG